This is a messenger RNA of Lodderomyces pseudojiufengensis, 660 nucleotides long. RefSeq names its product high-mobility group nucleosome-binding protein (gene NHP6A). Lineage: Eukaryota; Fungi; Ascomycota; Pichiomycetes; Serinales; Debaryomycetaceae. The transcript is spliced from 2 exons. The record is from RefSeq and is a predicted model, not a curated record. Bases 1 to 660 code for a protein of 219 amino acids.
AUGUCUGCUCCAGGUGAAAAAAGAAAAGCUUCAAGAAAAAAGAAAGAUCCAGAUGCUCCAAAAAGAUCUUUAUCUGCUUAUAUGUUUUUUGCAAAUGAAAAUAGAGAUAUUGUAAGAGCUGAAAAUCCAGGUAUAACUUUUGGACAAGUUGGUAAAGCUUUAGGUGAUAAAUGGAAAGCUUUAAAAUCAACAAAUACACAAAACCAAAAAUCAACAACAACAACUUCUAAUUUAAAACAACAACCAAAACAACAACCACAAAUACAACAACCACCUCAAAUACAACAACAACAACAACAACAAGCACCACAAAUUCAUCAACAACAACCUCUUUCAUCUACUACUUCAAUUCCUCCUCAACAAAUUUCUCAACAAUAUCAACAACAACCACAUCAACCUCAAUCAUUUGUACCACCUCAACAACAAUAUCCUUAUCAAUUUCAAAAUCAAUUACCUCAUCAACAACAAUAUCAACAAUUUUAUCCAAAUCAACAAUUUACUCAAACUAAUUUAAAUCCAAAUCAAACUCAACAACCAAAUCAACAAAAUCAACAAAAUCCUAAUCAAAAUCCAAAUCAAUCUUCAUCAUCAUCUUCAACUAAUCAACAAAAUCCAAAUGAUUUUUAUGAUAAUUCUACAUUUCAACAACAUUGGAUGUAG